AUGGAGGUCGAGCUUACGGCACCAAAUGGCAAGAAGUGGAGCCAGCCUUUAGGUCUCUUCAUCAACAACGAAUUUGUUAAGAGUAGCAACGAGCAAAAGAUUGCCUCUAUCAACCCGGCAACGGAAGAGGAGAUCUGCUCCGUCUUCGCCGCCACCUCUAGUGAUGUAGAUAGCGCCGUGGCAGCCGCCCGCAAGGCUUUCAAGGACCCAUCAUGGAAGUCCCUCUCAGGUACCGAACGCGGCGCUCUGCUGACCAAACUCGCCGACUUGCUGGCAGAGCAUGCCGAAACGCUCGCUACGAUUGAGUGUCUCGACAACGGCAAGCCGUAUUCUGUCGCCCUAAAUGAGAACGUUCCCGAGGUCGUCAACGUGCUCAAGUACUACGCCGGGUAUGCCGACAAGAACUUUGGCCAGGUGAUCGACGCCGGGCCGGCCAAGUUUGCGUACACGCUCAAGGAGCCCCUGGGUGUCUGUGGCCAGAUCAUUCCUUGGAACUACCCACUUGACAUGGCGGCUUGGAAGCUGGGCCCCGCAUUGUGCUGCGGCAAUACAGUCGUGCUCAAACUGGCCGAGCAGACACCCCUCUCAAUGCUGUACGUGGCACGCCUGAUCAAGGAGGCGGGUUUCCCACCUGGGGUGGUGAAUCUCAUCAACGGUCACGGCCGGGAAGCUGGUACGGCGUUGGUACAGCACCCGCAAGUGGACAAGGUCGCCUUCACCGGCAGCACUGCCACUGGCAAGGAGAUUAUGAAGAUGGCUUCGGCGACCAUGAAGAACAUCACGCUCGAGACCGGUGGCAAAUCGCCGCUCAUCGUCUUCGAGGAUGCCGACCUCGACUUAGCCGCCAAAUGGUCGCACAUCGGCAUCAUGAGCAACCAAGGCCAGAUUUGCACGGCCACCUCACGCAUCCUCGUGCAAAAGAAAGUGUACGAUGAUUUUAUCAGGCGGUUCAAGGCCAAGGUUGAAGAAAUCUCAGUCGUGGGUGACCCGUUCGAGGAAAACACAUUCCAAGGGCCGCAGGUGACCAAAGCCCAGUACGAUAGAGUGUUGUCGUACAUCAAGUCAGGACAAGAGGAAGGUGCCACAAUUGCCCUAGGUGGAAAGCCGGCGCCACAGAAAGGAAAGGGGUUCUUCAUCGCGCCAACGGUGUUUACCGACGUAAAGCCCAGCAUGAAGAUCUUCCGGGAGGAAAUCUUUGGCCCGUGUGUGGCCGUCGUCCAGUUCGAGACUGAGGAAGAGGCGAUCGAGCUGGCGAACGACACGACGUACGGCCUUGGGUCGGCACUUUUCACCAAGGACCUGGUGCGGGCGCACAGGGUGGCCCGGGAGAUCGAGGCGGGUAUGGUUUGGAUCAACAGUAGCAACGAUUCCGACUUCCGGAUCCCAUUCGGAGGAGUCAAGCAGUCGGGUAUUGGGCGGGAGCUCGGCGAGGCUGGCCUUGCACCGUAUUGCAACACCAAGGCGAUCCAUGUGAAUAUUGGGGAAUGA
This is a messenger RNA of Dichotomopilus funicola, 1488 nucleotides long. Its product is annotated as aldehyde dehydrogenase domain-containing protein. NCBI's taxonomy places the organism in Eukaryota, Fungi, Ascomycota, Sordariomycetes, Sordariales, Chaetomiaceae. Gene Ontology annotation, biological process: polyamine catabolic process. Bases 1 to 1488 code for a protein of 495 amino acids. The transcript is spliced from 2 exons. The record is from RefSeq and is a predicted model, not a curated record. Gene Ontology annotation, molecular function: aldehyde dehydrogenase (NAD+) activity.